UACAGUCUUGGCCGCGGUAUAGCUACAAGAUUUGGUCGACGUGCCGUGGCCUCUGUUGUCUGGUGGUUCCUUUGGGCGGGAUGCAGGUUGACGGAGGGCGGGUGCUUUCCAACGCGCCACUGCGUAAGACCAAUCACAAAGUGACCUCCCCGGGCAGUGCGGCCACGCAGGCUGCUCCAAGCAGCCGAGCUUUGGCGCGGCGGGCAGCCGUAAUAAAGAGUUCUACGCGAAGCAUGCAACGGACGUUGCGGUUCGCGUGGAAUUGGAGCGGACUCGGGUCAGUCAGCCUAUCAGGAAGAAACGAUCUCGGCCUGCACCGUCGUUAGACGCCGCCGAGGAGGCGGCUAUGGGCCAAGGGUCUGGAGAACAGCACCCGAAUGGUCAGGCGGGCAAGGUUGAUGCUGCGCCCAUGGAGGCAAGGAGUGAUUCUCAACCUCUCACCCGGAGACAAGCCCAGAGAGAGACCGCUGAAGAUAGGGCGGCUCGUCGAACGCCUAGCCAAGGUACACAAGCACGUUGUCUCAAGGUUGCUGUGAAGAUGGAGAGUGCCGCGCAUCCCGUAGAGGCUGUACAGAUGGCCAACGGAACGCCGAGGCCUGUGCCGCCGAUGAGGAAGCCCACGUGGAACCCCGCGAGGAGGCAACAAGAGGCGAAGAACUUGCAACGACGUCUUAAGAAAGCAGAGAAAGAGGGCGUUAUCUUGACGCGAGCCAAUCGCGUGGACCCAAACUUCCGACGACGGGCGGCACCGGGGAAAGGGAAGGGCGCUAUCGAAGCGGUCCGGAAGUAUAUGGCGAACCCGGAGAAUAGGGAGGAGGUUAACCUCCGUGCUCAAGAGAAAAGGAAGGCCUUAUCCAAAGCGGAGCUGGAAGCCCUGAGAGAGAGGAAACGCCUGAGCUUAAUUAGACUCAGGGAGAGGAAGAAAGACGCGAGCAAGCAGGGUGCUCACCUGUACGCGAGUUGGAUACCCGUGUACGAGAAAGAAAUGCUGAGGUACCACUAGACAAGCAUUCCCAAGAUCAAGGCGACGGUAGACGCGUUCAACCGGGAGGGGUUUCAUGUGAUUCGGAAGGCCUUGACUCAAUCAGACCUACGAGCCGUCCUUUCUGACGUUACAGAAACCACCCGGCGCGCAAGCGAGAGCUCGAGCUGGGCCAACAUGUUUUCCCACAUGGACAAGCAGGGGCGCCUCAGGACGAGCAAUGACCGGCAGAUGACAAUGAUGGACGAUCAUGGUGCCGCAGCAGCUGUUUGCCAGAAUCUCGUUUCGGAGAACCUCGGAAGCGGGGGGCGAUUCCAGAUGGAAGUGCGCGGCGUAACUCUCAUGAGCACGCUGGCUGAAAACGACCAGCCCGAUCAUACCGAUUACGGCGUGGACAACGCUGGCGA
Ectocarpus siliculosus is the source of this 1389-nucleotide messenger RNA. The record is from the annotation of a GenBank genome assembly. Lineage: Eukaryota; Phaeophyceae; Ectocarpales; Ectocarpaceae.